Molecule: messenger RNA, 1962 nt
Organism: Trichoderma reesei QM6a
Lineage: Eukaryota; Fungi; Ascomycota; Sordariomycetes; Hypocreales; Hypocreaceae
Exons: 1
Coding region: 1-1962 (653 amino acids)
Source: RefSeq, a predicted model, not a curated record
AUGGAGGCAGCUCCAGAGCCUCAACUUCUUCCCGUCGUCAAGCCGCUGCACAGAAAGGUUGGGUACUAUGUGAUCAACAUCCUUCGCAAGCGUCUUCGCACUCUUCGCAGCAACGACAUAACGCCUCAGAUAGAGGUAGACUUCUACGACUCGCUCAUCCGCGGCAUCUUUCGCUUUGUUGGAGCAGACCCAGACCUGUAUCCGCAAUGCUUCAAGGCUUGCACAAAACUAUGCUGGGACACAGAAGCCCUCAACGCCAGCAACUGGCUUGAAUGGAGCGGCUAUUUCCAGAUGGCAUGGUCCAUGUAUAGAUCUCAGAUUCUCACUGAGAGAACCAACCUGCUGCAUUGCCCCCCGGCGCCAAUACUCGUGGUGGUCAUUGCGAUGCGGCAGGUCAUCCUGUAUGGCAAGCUCACACCGACUGACCAGAAGGUCGAGUUUUUGAGAAAGUUUGACUGCAACCGAAAGGCUGUUACCGCCAUCCACUUCUUCAGAGAGAACUCUGAUGAGGACGCCCUCACCUUGAAUCAACCAUGGAACACCUCCCUGGAUGUCGACCACCAGCCACGGCCAAACAGCGAGAUUGAACAGGCAGCCCAACCAGACAGCACACCUCCAUACUCCAUGGCUGUUGUCAACCGUCGACGGGGAAACAGUUCGGCCGCUCCUCGCUCAAACGAUUCUCGACAAUCAGCUGUGCAGUCUCCCCAAGAGACAUCACCAGCGGCUGUACCUGCUUCUCUUCCAGUGCGGACCUCAACUCCGCGGCCCGUUGCAACGCCAUCGCGCCGUCCAUUCAAAGCAAGGUCGGCUUUCAUUCUGUCACCAGACUCACCGGUGAUAUCGUCUUCCGUUCGAGCGCGUUCGUCACCGAGCCUGUUUGUCACCCCACUGCCGUUUCGACUAGCAGCAACGCCUGCGGCAGUGACGCCUGCGGCAAGACGUGUGCGCUCUCCUCCUCCUCCGCCCACACCUGUGCCAGUACCCAUGUUUCCCUCUCCCCUUGUUCCCACACCGGUUUCAGUGCAGCCAAGAUCAGCUUCACCGAGGGAGAUCACCAAGCGAGUCACCCGAGCGGAAGUCAUGGUGCACGUGCGGCCUCUCGUCAACCGACUUAAACGCGAGGGCUGGAACGGCAACAUUCAAACGGACAUUAUGGAGGUACUUACCGACAAGAACGUCAGGGUGCUGCCGUACUUUGCAAAGCAGACACUGCGUAUCUGGGCGGAGGCAUCACGCAAACACGCAGUCGUCGGCUGGCUUGAGCAGGCCGUUGAUGACGUUGAUGUCUUUGAAUGGGUAGAGACAGAUCCUGAGUCUGAGCCCGAGCCGGAACCCCAGUCUGAGCCGGAACCGGAGGAAGAGGCAGAGGCAGAGGAAGAAGAAGAGGCGGAGGCUGAGCCUGAGCCUGAAGCCAUUUCACAGACUGCAGGAAGCGCACCGUCCACCCUCGACGUCUUUCAUGACCUGGAAACCGGCAUUGCAAGCAUUUCGGACACCAGAGCUCGAGAGCAACUCCUCACCAAUCUCCGAUCUCUAAAAGCCAACCUCUAUACGAGUGACUUGGCGAAAAGGGAGGAGAUGGAUCGUCGAAUUGACCAACACGAUCAGAUCAUCAAAAUGCUGCAGGCCCAGAUGUCGGGCACUCAGAAGACAGCUGCAGGUGCUGUGGUCAAAUCAGCUGUGGGGGAGUCUGUGGCUGAGAAAGUCGUCAUUGUGAUUGACUCAGACGGAGAGGCGCGGGAGGAGCGGCAGAGGAAGAAGAAGAAGAAGAACAAGAAGAAAAAGAAAGAUUCUGGAGAUAUUAAGCGAGAGAGUGAGCGAGAGAAAGAGGGUGACAAGGAGAGGAAGAAGAGAAAGCGGAAGCCGAGAGUGGCAAAGGAAGAAGAGAGCGACGACGAAGUGGAAGACAGUGAAGAGGAGAGGAGAGCGAAGCGGGAAGCGAAGAAGAGCAAGAAAUAA